AUGUCCAAAACUAAAAAAAAGAAAAAAAUUUAUCAAAAACCAACUGAAGAGCAAUUAUCAUAUUUACGUAACAAGUCUAAAGUUAAAAAUACUCAUAGGUCAACACAAAAUUGGAUCAAUAAAUUUCAAGAAUAUCGUUCAGAUGUUAGACUAGAAGGGGCACCAGAAGAUAUAGAUGAUACUUCCAAACUAGAAACACAACUUUGUGAAUAUUUUACCGUGGCUAAAAAAAAUGAUGGAUCAGAAUAUACAGUAUCAUCUCUUUUGUCUGCAAUUAGGCAAUCAAUAGAUUUUACAAUUCGAAUAUUAGUAAAGUCAAACCUGUUGAUUUGUGCGACAAAAAGUUAUUUCCUAGUUUAUAAAAUAUUAAUUCCUGCCAACAAUCCUAAAAUAAUUGCAGAUUAUGAGAAAUAUUUUUCAAAGCGGCCAGUUGAUGCUGAUCCUGGAUUUUAUUUAUAUCCAAUUGAUAUCAG
This is a messenger RNA of Racocetra persica, 473 nucleotides long. The record is from the annotation of a GenBank genome assembly. Lineage: Eukaryota; Fungi; Glomeromycota; Glomeromycetes; Diversisporales; Gigasporaceae.